Molecule: messenger RNA, 1329 nt
Organism: Nothobranchius furzeri (turquoise killifish)
Lineage: Eukaryota; Metazoa; Chordata; Actinopteri; Cyprinodontiformes; Nothobranchiidae
Gene: srgn
Product: serglycin
Source: RefSeq, a predicted model, not a curated record
GGAUGUUCAAACGCUCUCACAACAAGACGACUUCAGGAAACCGUGACGCGCUCGGAGGGCUGAGCUCUUUUCGGGGGAAUUUGACGUUCCGAGGCAGAUAAAGCUUCCUCUCAUUGCACAAGAACCUUCAUCUGGGACGACCGAUCGCCUUUGUGUCACUUUGUUUUCUAAAAGCAACAACAAAAAGGAAGAAAUCAGAGGAGGAUGAAAGUGUUUCUGCUUCUCUUUGUCACCUGCAUCUCCUUACAUAACGGGAAAGGAGCACCAACGACGGCUAAGUAUCAGUUUGUGAGAUGUAGUCCUGAGGGCGGCCAGGCCAAGUGUGUGACCUAUCAGAGCUCAGACAUUCCAUGGAGUCCAGACCUUCCAAAAAAACUUCCUGCUUCUGUUGGCAGAACUCUAGAUGCAACACCUGUUGAGGAUGAGAGUCCUCUGAGGGAAGAGGAAGAGAACAAGGAGGAAACACUGUUUGGGAGUGAUAACAAGGAGUCACCUGACAUGUUUUUGGGCGAUGAAGGUUCUGGUUAUUAUGAAGGUUCUGCGUCACAAGGCCUAUACUUUGCAGAUCGGACCCUGGCAGCUGAAGUUGACAACGGUUCUGGUGAAUCUUGGACAGGCAGCUUUCCAGAUGAAAAUUUGAACAACUUCUUUGCUGAUGAGGCCAAACCUUCAGAGCAUGACCUGAAAGAAGACCACCUGCUGAAUCUGUAGACACACACCCACACACGGCUAGCAUCUGUUUCAACGCCCUGCCUAGAAAGUAAAACUAUUAUGUCACCGCCUGCUGGAAAAAAAACUUGUUUAUGCAGAAAUGAAAUAUAUGAUUAAUUAUUCAUUGUUUUUUUUUAAAGAACAUUUUCAGGUGCAAAAGAAGAGUUCCAAAUAUUGCUAAAAAGAUGCAAAAAUCAACAAAGAGUCGAAAUUUAAUAUGAACUUCCUUUGGUCAGUAUUUUGUGUAAAAAAAUAACUUUCUAAUGUGCAUUGUAAUAUAAAUACAAACAUGCUUUAAAAUCAUAAUAAUGUGCAAUAACAUUAUGCCUUUGUCUAUGCAGUGCUGGUUUUUGACCGUUGAAACAUUUCUUUCAUGAUUUAUACAAAAACAUUUCUUGAUUCUGAGAAGCAUCACAGUCACCCAGGAGGAAAAUAUACGCGGCUGAAGAAACAGGUUCACUAUGUCAUAGCUAAUGUGGAAAUAUGAACAAUGAUUAUAUGUGCAUUUGAACCCAAAACUUUAUAUUAUUUCAUUUUAUUCCAUAUUGCUUAAUGUGCAUUUGAAAUGUUUUUAUCUAUAAGAGAUUUAAUAAAAACAGAAGAAGAAAUGUGCCAUAA